AUGACAGCCAAGAGAUCAUUGAUUACUGACUAUUUCUCCCAGGUUGGGGGUACUGUUAAGAAGUGUAAACCAGCGCAUACGUCGAAAGUUGAUGAAAAGCCCAAAGUGAUCCCAGAAACUAAACCUAGAGAAACGAAACCACCAACAAAGAACCCUUCACUUGAGUUCACAUCUUUUAAUAAACAAGAAUGGAUAAACAGUUUAACUCUGGAGCAGAAAGAAUUGUUACAAUUGGAAAUUGAUACAUUACAUAUCUCGUGGUUAUCUAUGCUUUACAAAGAACUAACCAAACCCUAUUUCCUCAACUUGAAAAAGUUUCUUCAGUCCCAACAAAAACAAGGCAAAACGAUCUUCCCUAAACCGCAACAUAUCUAUUCAUGGUCUAACCUUACUCCAUUACCCAAUGUCAAAUGCCUCAUACUAGGCCAAGACCCUUAUCAUAACCAUAAUCAAGCACAUGGACUAGCAUUUUCAGUAUUGGAGCCAACUAGACCACCACCUUCGUUAAUCAACAUAUACAAGACAUUAACUAUUGAUUAUCCUGAUACUUUUAGAGUGCCAGACUACCAAGAGUUGUUGAAACAAGGAAAACCAGGUGGUGGCAAUUUAACUAAAUGGGCAACAAAUGGAGGUGUAUUGAUGCUUAAUGCAGUCUUGACAGUUGAAGCCCAUAAAGCAAACAGCCAUGCAAACCAAGGAUGGGAACAAUUCACUGAACAAGUGAUCAGGGUAGCUUUAGAAUAUCAUCAAAAGCAUAAGAGUGGGUUUGUUAUAAUGGCAUGGGGUACACCAGCACAAAAGAGAUUGAAACCAUUCGAAAAGAUGUUGACAAAGAAUAGUACCAGUGGCAAUGGUAAUGAUCAGUUUCUAGUGUUGAAGACGGUUCACCCUUCCCCAUUGUCUGCUCAUAGAGGAUUUUUCAACCUGCAGGUGUUUAAAAAGUGUAAUGAUUGGUUAGAGAAGCACAAUAGAGAUGUGAUAGAUUGGAGUGUGUACUGA
Molecule: messenger RNA, 999 nt
Organism: Lodderomyces orthopsilosis Co 90-125
Lineage: Eukaryota; Fungi; Ascomycota; Pichiomycetes; Serinales; Debaryomycetaceae
Product: uracil-DNA glycosylase
Exons: 1
Coding region: 1-999 (332 amino acids)
Biological process (GO): base-excision repair; base-excision repair, AP site formation via deaminated base removal
Cellular component (GO): mitochondrion; nucleus
Molecular function (GO): uracil DNA N-glycosylase activity
Source: RefSeq, a predicted model, not a curated record